AUGGCGGUGGAUAUUAAAUCCCGGGCGAAGCGUUACGAGAAGCUCGACUUCCUGGGAGAGGGACAGUUCGCCACUGUAUAUAAGGCGAAAGACAAGAAUACUGACAACAUUGUUGCAAUUAAGAAGGCUCCUGUGAUUUCAACAUAGUGCAUUGGUUAUGGUUGCUGUGCAGAGUUUUCUGUUGUCUCCAAAUACAGUAUCCAGAGGCAUUAUUCUGACCUCUUGAUCGCCUUUAGUUAAAAUAAGGAACAGCAAUACAACCUGAUAACUUACCCAGUUGUUGCUGUACAUCUUCUGGUCAUUAUCAAACUGGCUUAAUAUAUUGCUUCUCUCCCACAUCAUAUACGAUUAAGCCUAUCUUGAAUGGCAAUGUGGAAUGCCUUAUGGAAAUCCAGAUUAAGGUUGGUCACAGAUCAGAAGCUAAAGAUGGAAUUAAUAGAACAGCCUUGAGAGAAAUCAAACUAUUACAGGAACUCAGCCAUCCAAAUAUUAUAGGACUUCUUGAUGCCUUUGGUCACAAGUCCAACAUCAGUCUUGUGUUUGACUUUAUGGAGACUGAUUUAGAGGUGAUAAUAAAAGAUACUAGCCUUGUGCUGACUCCUGCAAAUAUAAAAGCAUAUAUGUUAAUGACACUCCAGGGUUUAGAAUAUCUUCAUAUGCAUUGGAUUCUACAUAGGGACAUGAAGCCCAACAACUUAUUAGUAGAUGAUAAAGGAAUCCUCAAACUUGCUGACUUUGGUUUGGCCAAAUCAUUUGGAAGCCCCAAUAGAAUGUAUACACAUCAGGUAGUAACAAGGUGGUACAGAUCACCAGAGUUACUGUUUGGAGCAAGAAUGUAUGGUGUUGGAGUAGACAUGUGGGCUGUGGGUUGUAUAUUGGCUGAGCUGCUGCUUCGGACACCAUUUUUACCUGGCGAUUCAGAUCUAGACCAGCUGACAAAAAUAUUUGAAGCUUUGGGCACGCCGACAGAAGAACUGUGGCCUGGAAUGACGAGUCUUCCAGACUAUGUAUCGUUUAAACGCUUUCCUGGAACUCCAUUGGAACAUAUAUUCAGUGCUGCUGGGGAUGACCUACUUGAAUUAUUACAAGAUCUCUUUACUUUUAAUCCUAGUGCAAGAAUAACAGCUACACAGGCACUGAAGAAGAGGUAUUUUAGUAAUCGUCCAGGACCAACAGCAGGACCCCAACUGCCCCGGCCCAAUUGCUCAACGGAAGCCUUAAAGGAGCAAGAGGUUAAGACAAGCUUCAAGCGUAAGCGAACUGAAAACCUGGAGCAAGGUGGCCUGGCUAAGAGACUAAUUUUCUGACCUUUGUCGUUGAAUGCUGGACAGAAAAGGAACCAAUAUGCAAUAGAAGAUAAUAUACCUGUUACAUAUUGUAACUCAAAAGACUUAGCUGCUGUGUACAAAGUAGAGUAGAUUUAUUACGUCCAAAAGGGUCUUGAUUUGUACUUGUGAAUAAUGAUAUCUCAGUAAUUUUUCCAAUAAAUGAAUAAGAAAUACAUAUAGUGUUAUUGAUUGCUUUUUGUACCAUGGAUCUAUAUAUGUAGUUCAUAUUGGCCUCUGUCAGUUCUAUGUUUCCUUUCAUGCUCUCACCCAUCCUUUCUUGUUGCCGAUUGGCAGGCUGGAGGUUGGGUGAUGUUAGUUUUUAUGCAAGGGAGAGGUUGGUUUUGAGGUUUGUGAAUUUUUGCGUAUUUUUCUUUUCGUGUGGGGGGGAUUUGGGGAUUGAUGCUUUUUUUUCAGCUACUUCUAUGGUUUUUUUUAAUGGCUAUCUGGAGAAGACAAAUCCAAGUUGUAUUACUUUGAUAAUAAAAGAACCUUUGACCUUUGAAAUGUUUUCCCUCAGCUUGUAUAGUAGCUGACUGAAUAAUGGUCACACUGGACCUGCAGUAUCAGAGCUCAAUAAAGGUAAAUAGAGGAUUACAAAUGGCGUGGAAACCCUAGAAGUGCUGUCAUGAAGUUACAGUGUCUGACUUGUCUUUUUUAACAUUAGAAAAGGAUUGUUAAAUCAAGAUCCAUGAUUUAGUUGACAUCUUAUUCCCUGGAGUGUAGGACAGUGAGGGGAGACAAAAUUAUGAGGAGUAUAGAUAGGGUAAAUGCAACCAGGCAUUUUUUACUGAGUUUGGGUGAGAUUAGAACUACGAAUAAUAGGCUCCGGGUGAAAGGCAAGAUAUUUAAAAACAUAAGAUAUAGGAGCAGAAUUAGGCCAUUUGACUCAUGGAGUCUGCUCUGCCAUUUCACCAUGGCUGAUCCAUUUCCCCUUCAGUCCCAAUCUCCUGCCUUCUUCCCUGUAUCCCUUCAUGCCCUGACCAAUCAAGAGCCUAUCAACCUCUGCCUUAAAUAUACAUAAAGGUUUGGCCUCCACAGCUGUCUAGUUUUCCAAGGUAAAAUGUAAAAUUUAUCAUAUUUUCUGAGGACAGGAGGAGGAAAGCAGGCUAAAUGCUUCACCAAGUCUAUGAUGGCUCUCUUAAUGGUCCCCUUCCGUCAUAUUUCCCUGUGACCUGUUCCCGUUCACAUGCCCACCAGCUCCGCACAUUUCAAGUCGUUUAUUGUAAUUACAUAAGUACAAUGAAAAAAAUGUAUUUUUGUCCAUAAAGGGGCAGGAUUCAAGAUAUUGUCUGAGAUACAGAAAAAUAUUUGAUGUUUAUUUGCUGUAAUUCUAUAAACGCAUGGAAGUUGAUGUAGAUUUUUGAGCUAUUCCUGGUUUGAACAUCAUAACAACUAAGCAUGAACUGAGUUGUAGCUUGUAACAGCUUUACGGUAGAAGAGU
Molecule: messenger RNA, 2769 nt
Organism: Hypanus sabinus (Atlantic stingray)
Lineage: Eukaryota; Metazoa; Chordata; Chondrichthyes; Myliobatiformes; Dasyatidae
Gene: cdk7
Product: cyclin-dependent kinase 7
Exons: 13
Coding region: 384-1307 (307 amino acids)
Biological process (GO): positive regulation of transcription by RNA polymerase II; protein phosphorylation
Cellular component (GO): transcription factor TFIIH holo complex; nucleus; cytoplasm
Molecular function (GO): RNA polymerase II CTD heptapeptide repeat kinase activity; ATP binding; cyclin-dependent protein serine/threonine kinase activity
Source: RefSeq, a predicted model, not a curated record